UUUCUGGUUUUUUCUGUGGUGGGUACAGCUGUGCCUCCAAGUGUAUUUUCUGAUAUAGCGUGUGGUCCAUUGUGUCUCAUUAUCCUCUCUCCCCCAGGCCAGCUGAAGAGACCUCAUUCUCAGUAGGAAGAACUGUUACACAUCCUAAAUUAAGAUUCAAGGGCUUCAGCACAUAGGCAUAAUUGAUGGAUCGUCUGUAUGGGUAAUCUCAGUCUCCAGGUCGACUGACACUUUGUGACCCAAGACCUUCACCCUGAAUCACCAGUUUGAUCUUUCCAGCGUGGUCAGCCCCCACCUGAAACAAAGAAAAGCAUUCCAACCAGCUGAUAUUUUGGAUUGUGUGUUUUCUGAAGAGGAAACGCCAAGAUGACUGAUAAAGUCUUGCGUUCUAGAACUAUGGCCCAUGGUUCGUUGUCAUUCUCAGAUGUGGCCAUAGACUUCUCUCAGGAGGAGUGGGCCUGUCUGAACUCUGCCCAGAGGGACCUAUACUGGGAUGUGAUGUUGGAGAACUACAGUAACUUGGUCUCACUGGAUUUGGAGUCAGCAUUUAUACCUAAGGGGUUAGCUUUAGAAAUGAGUUUUCGCAAAAGGAAGUUAGGCAGCAAAAGUAAAUAUCGUCACCUUAAACGGCUGCGUCAAAGUGAGACUGAGCAACCACAGGGCUCUCAGGAGGAAAAUCUCAACCAAGUAACAACACCUGAAAAAAUACCUACUCAUAAGGAAAACCCACGUCCUAGACGACGUCAUCGGCCGCGUAAGGAGCAUGCCUAUGAAUGUAAGGAGUGUGGCAAGGCCUUCAGUCGCGGCUACCAGCUUAGCCAGCAUCAGAAAAUCCAUACUGGGGAGAAACCUUACGAGUGUAAAGAAUGUAAGAAGGCCUUUCGUUGGGGUAAUCAGCUCACUCAGCACCAGAAAAUUCAUACUGGGGAGAAGCCUUAUGAGUGUAAAGACUGUGGGAAGGCCUUCCGUUGGGGCUCAAGUCUCGUCAUUCAUAAGCGAAUUCACACUGGUGAGAAGCCCUAUGAGUGCAAAGACUGCGGGAAGGCCUUCCGACGUGGUGACGAGCUCACCCAGCACCAACGGUUCCACACUGGUGAGAAGGACUAUGAGUGUAAGGACUGUGGGAAGACUUUUAGCCGCCUAUACAAACUUAUUCAGCACAAGAGGAUUCACAGCGGAGAGAAGCCCUAUGAGUGCAAAGACUGUGGGAAGGCCUUCAUUUGUGGUUCCAGUCUCAUCCAACAUAAGAGAAUCCACACAGGGGAGAAACCCUUCGAAUGCCAAGAAUGUGGGAAGGCCUUCACUCGAGUCAAUUACCUAACUCAGCACCAGAAGAUUCACACCGGUGAGAAGCCCCAUGAGUGCAAGGAAUGCGGGAAGGCCUUCCGCUGGGGCUCAAGCCUCGUUAAGCAUGAGAGAAUCCACACGGGUGAGAAGCCCUAUAAGUGUACGGAGUGCGGGAAGGCCUUCAAUUGUGGCUAUCACCUCACUCAGCAUGAGAGAAUUCACACUGGCGAAACGCCUUAUAAAUGUAAGGAGUGUGGGAAGGCCUUUAUUUACGGGUCGAGCCUUGUCAAACAUGAGAGAAUUCAUACUGGAGAGAAGCCCUAUAAGUGCAAGGAUUGUGGGAAGGCCUUUAGUCAUGGCCAUCAGCUUACACAGCAUCAGAAAACACACAUGGUGAAAUCCUACCCAUGUAAGGAAUGUGGGAAGGUAUAUAGUCAUGCAAACCAUCUUAGAGAACAUCUGAAGAUUCAUAACAGUUGA
This is a messenger RNA of Castor canadensis (American beaver), 1767 nucleotides long. It is a transcript of the gene Znf331, whose product is annotated as zinc finger protein 331. Gene Ontology annotation, molecular function: DNA-binding transcription activator activity, RNA polymerase II-specific; RNA polymerase II cis-regulatory region sequence-specific DNA binding. NCBI's taxonomy places the organism in Eukaryota, Metazoa, Chordata, Mammalia, Rodentia, Castoridae. Gene Ontology annotation, cellular component: nucleus. The record is from RefSeq and is a predicted model, not a curated record. Gene Ontology annotation, biological process: regulation of transcription by RNA polymerase II.